Molecule: messenger RNA, 7644 nt
Organism: Patiria miniata (bat star)
Lineage: Eukaryota; Metazoa; Echinodermata; Asteroidea; Valvatida; Asterinidae
Product: ubiquitin carboxyl-terminal hydrolase CYLD-like
Exons: 21
Coding region: 185-5074 (1629 amino acids)
Biological process (GO): signal transduction; protein K63-linked deubiquitination
Cellular component (GO): cytosol
Molecular function (GO): protein binding; cysteine-type deubiquitinase activity; K63-linked deubiquitinase activity
Source: RefSeq, a predicted model, not a curated record
GUGCCGAGUGGUGGCGCAUCACAUCUGAUAGCGCCCUCUGUCUGGCAAAUGCAUUACAUCAGGGUCUUCCCCUGUGGGGAAAUUUUUUUGGAGUAGAUUUUUGGCUUAUAUUUAGUAAAACAGUUGUUUUCCGUAUUCAGAUGAGGAAAAUUAAACUACGUACAUGCGGCCUCCUUAAUUAGAGAUGUUCUCUGCAAGCAACAUGGCAGGUCGCAACAGUGGCAGCAGUGCCAGCAGAAAUGUAACAAAUACUGGCAGAAACACUGCAGCAACAAGCACAGCAGCAACAGGCAGAGUUACCAGAAGUAAAGCAGCAGCACCUUCAGCUGCUGCGCAUUAUGGUCGGAGUGACCAGGGAGGUGGAUAUACGAUGACUGGGGAGGCUUUAGCAGCCACUGGUAAAGGGUCUUCAGCUACUGGGCCAGGCAGUGGCAGAGAUGCUAGAGCCACUGGCUCAACAGCCCUGGCCACCCAAGGAGGCACAAGGAAUGUUACCUCAACACUAACAAACAUGCCGUCUCGUUUGUAUACAACUACUGCCACCAUCUCUGAACCCUCUACACCGGCUGAACCAACAUGCUUCAUUCUUCUUGUGGACAAAGAAGUACAAAUCUCGGGGAGCGACUCCCUUCUAUAUCAGCGUCAUGCACCUUCUUCCAAGAGAAUUCUCAAAGGCUCCUUGCUUCAAGGUCAUGAGGUGCCGCCAGCUGGAGGCCAGAGUUAUGGAGACGUAGUCAAAGGCAGUAAGAGGGCAGAUGCGAAACGAUAUGUAGUCAAACCGCUCAGUGGGGACAUGCAGUUUCAAUGCAGCAGCUCAGAAAUCGCCCGAAUCACAGGUGCAGAGAGGGAGCUUCUGCGAGCCCUUUCCACAGACUCACAACGCUUGAAUAUUUACCAGGAUAGAGACCUCAUACAGUAUGCACUCGGCCUGAAGGAAGGGUCGCCGGUGAUUGUGAGACAUAGAAACGACAGCACCUCACCCUAUGAGGAAGUUGCUGCCAUCGUUCGGUACAUCGGACCGUUGUCUGAAACUGAGAUGGGAACACAAUUUGGUUUGGAACUGAUAGAUAAUGCUUACAGAGGCCAAGGAACGUCAGAUGGGGUCUUUGGAAAGUACCGUUACUUCCAGACAGAUCCUGAUUGUGCCCUCUUUGUACCAAUCAGCAAACUGGUCCCACGGCCCACAUCGCAGGAAACCACCUAUUUGUACGAGAACGUCUCACUACAAAAACAGGAGCUGCCCAAUCAGCCAUCAGAACUGACGAGUGUCGGUGAUAUUAAAAAGGGGACAACUGUAUACUUGCAAGUCGGUAACGGCACACGAAGGGGAAGAGUGGUGUACAUGACUGUCCCGCAUAAGGAGACCGAGCCUUAUGCUGUCGUGGAAAUGCCCAAACAAGAUGGCCCAAUGUGGAAUGGAAUGCAUAAGGGGUAUUAUGUGUACACUCCUAGAAAUGAUGUCUUCACAACGUUUGUACCGGUCAACAAUUUGACAACACGUGCCCCUGAAGAAUACCAGGAUUUAUACACAAAGGAGCCAUCCCCAAAUCUGCCAUCGAAGGCGAAAAACAAGGGAAAGAAAUCCUCAGAGCCAUACUGGGCAGCCAACAACAAGCAACACAAGACACCUUCUCCGUACGGUAGCAGCGAGAAGCUUGAUAAGGGAAGCCACAAGCCAUCUGGUGGCAGACGUGAUGUGAGCGAUAACUAUAACCCAGAAUCGUUCUUUGAAGCCAACAACAAGCCCCGCAAGACACGCUCUCCGUAUGCCAGUAGCGAGAAGCUUGAUAAAGGAAGCCACAAGCCAUCUGGUGGCAAACGUGAUGUGAGCGAUAACUAUAACCCAGCAUCCCACGCACACAAGACAUUUAGUCGUCAGGAUACAUCAGAAGACCUCCAAUUUGCCUCGGGCCACUACAGCGAGGGAAGUAAAUCCAAACACGACAGCUUGGUUGGCAUCAUGAAGGGGAAAUAUGACAAGUUCAAAAACAAAUUGAACAAUGGGAGCAAAGAUGAGGAAACUUCCAGAUCCUCCUGGUUCACGGACACAAAAGCAGAUUUUCUUGAGGAGGACCUGGUUAAAGAAGUCGUUAACAAAAUUUACAAGGACUGGAGGACAGUUGGCUAUUGUCUGUAUCUGACCAAAGAAGAAAUAAGCAGAAUUGAGGCAAAGUGUCCAAUGGAGAAAGACCGCACAGCAGAAAUGCUGAGAGCCUGGCAGAGGAAAGGAACUGGAUAUGAUAAUAUUACCCGACUGGCUGAGGCUUGUCGGAGAUGUAACUUAAGUGAACUUGCCAAUGAGUUGGAACAAGGCUUGGAUGAGACAUUACUGUUUAAGAUAGCCAGUGGCAUACCCCAAGGGAAAGCCCGACCUUUUGGCACGUUCCUGAAUUUCUCUGAAGAAGAAAUGGAUCUGUUUGAGGCUGAGACACCACACACGCUGCCCCGUGUGCGCUUCAUGCUGGCCAAAUGGCGGACCAGGCAGUCUCAUAACUCAGACAAGAUCAUGCUGCUGAGUAACGCACUGCAGACCUGUGGGCUCAGGCAGUUGGCGCUGGAGGUUGCUAGAGGCCUGGAUGACGACAUCAUGCUCUCGUUUGCCGUCCAAAUCGGCCACAACUGGAAGAUUCUUGCCACAAUGCUGCGUCUAGACGUCGAAGACAUCCAGCAGUUGGAGGAUUUCUCUGCGGACAAGCAGCCCUAUCAGAUGCUGAUGUUGUGGCGGAGGAGACAGAAUCGCAGGGUGGAUGUGCUGGGUGCUCUGGCCAAGGGACUACGGGAGAGUGGGCUCCCUGAUCUAGCAUACGGCCUGGUGCAAGGUGUCACUGAUGAAAUGCUCUACAAGCUAGCCAUAAUGAUAGGAGACAAGUGGGAGGCCAUUGCUCUGCAUCUGGGAUUCACUGAGGAGGAACUCAAGGAACUCAAGAGUGAAACAAAUUCUGAAACUGUCAUCAUCACCAACAUGUUAACAAAGUGGAGGGAGCGCCAUGACUACACCAAGGAACGGUUUGGCUUCCUCAUGGAGGCACUGAGGGCCUGCGGCCUGGGCAACCUCGCCGAGUCAAUGGAAGAAGAUAGACGUGGAGUGGAGCAGUCUAACAAGGUUGCGCCUAAUGUGAAGAUGGAAGAGUACCCUGAAAAUGCCAAAGACAAAGAUUGUUUGGCAGGAACCGUCGACCGAGAAAUCCUGGUGAAAGUCUCCCAGCAUGUUAAGUUCAGUGAGUUGUGUAGGGUCUUUGCCUUACCCACGGCAGAUGUGAUUGAAAUUGAAAACUCCUACUAUCGAAAUGAGCAGAGAGUUUUCCAAGUGCUGGACUGUUGGAAACGCCGCGGGGAGGGAGGAAAUCGAAGCAUCAGUGAACUGUAUCAAGUCCUAGCUCACCUGGAAUGCAAACCAGCUGUCAUUGAUGAAAUCAUGAGGAAAGAUGCUGCCGAUGACAAGGAGGAAGUCAAUCCAAUGAAGCAACUCCCAGCAGAGUACACCAAUUUCAACUUCCCAUCCCUGCCUGAUGAGCCCCAGGAUGAACCCUGUUACCCUGACCUCGAGGUCAACUCUAUGGUUGAGGUCAAGCCCUCGGACAAGACCCUGUUUGGGGUCAUACGCUGGAUAGGUGUGCCAGCAGUAAGCAAGAGUAACAAGCCUGUUGCCGGCAUUGAACUGGAGUCUUCAAUUGACCACGGAGCGACAGACGGCACUUUCAACAAGCAGCGCUGCUUCCAGUGUGAGCCUAACAAGGCCAUUUUUGUCUACUUAUCCAAAUGCCGACCCGAUUCCCGCUUCCCAUCUCAGGCGCAAACUUUCAGCUCGACGAAGCGUCAGACUAGCGAAGAUUUUGGGGGUUUUGCGUCACCAUUAGUUGAAGGUUUCAUCGACCCCCCACCCUGCCUCAGAACGGAGUUCGUGGGCAUGCAGAAGGGCAUCCAGGGGGAUCAGAACUCUUGCUACCUGGACAGCACACUCUUCAGUAUGUUUGCCUACAACGGCGUCUUCGAUCCGCUCUUGCGACGCACGCAGGGUCAGGGCGAUCUGCAGGAGUAUGAGAAAGUCCAGAAGACUCUCAGAGAGAGCAUUGUCAACCCCUUGAGAAAGAAUGGUUUUGUUCGAGCUGAUCGUAUUCUUCAGCUGAGGGAGCACCUGGAUCAGUUAGGCACAACCAAGGGUCUCAUGAGUGAAGAGAAAGAUCCGGAAGAGUUCCUACAUACCUUGCUGUCAGAGGUCUUCAAGUCUCGACCACUCCUGAAAAUCAGGCACGGUGGUAACCAAGCAGUGGAUGAGUCCAACAUUCAUCAGAUAUUCCUAGACAAAGACGAGUCGUUCACACUCCCGACGGUAGAGCAGCUAUUACUGCAGUCAUUUCAGGAACAUGACCUCAAACUAGUAGAGGCACCGUCAUGCUUGAUUGUGCAGAUGCCAAGAUUUGGCAAAGACUACAAAAUGUACAAUCGCAUUUUGCCAUCGCUUCAGCUUGACGUCACAAAUAUCAUUGAAGAAUAUCCUAGGACAUGUACAGUGUGUGGCAACCUGGCUGUCUUUGAAUGUAGUGAGUGCAAGUCAGAGGAAGCUUUAGAAGAUGAUACCAUACCAAUCAAGAACUUCUGUGAUGACUGUUUCAAUGUGAUGCAUGUAGGUACCCGACGGGAACACCACAAGCCCACCCUUCUGACCGUCCCAGACUAUUUCCUGAAGGAUUUCUUCUCCAAGACAAUGGAGAAAGGUUUCCCGGAACAUGAAGUGGACGAGCACCGUCAGAGAUUACUGACCCCCAAGCUGAUGGACCUGUUUGCCGUCAUCUGCAUCCGGACCAGUCACUACGUAGCGUUUGUCAAAGCCGGAAGGGAGAAGGAUUCGGAAUGGGUGUUCUUUGACAGUAUGGCCGAUCGGCAGGGUGACCUUCAGGGCUACAACAUCCCUCAGAUCACACACCUCAAGGAUUUCCGGAAAUGGGUGGACGCGGAUCACAUCAAGGCCCGCAUCGAGGCCAAGCAACUGACUGAGAUUAUGGAGAGGUUACUGGGAGACGCAUACAUCUGCAUGUACUCCGAUAGCGAGCAAUGCAACCAGACUUAUGUAUAAACUGCCCCGUUGAUUGGUCAAUGAAUUAAUAAAGACUGAAGUUGCUGCUACGUACUUCGGCCAAUCAGCUGAGAUGUUACUGAAGUGUCUAAGGCCGGGAAGCAUUGCAAAUAUUUUGCUUGAUGCUAGGGCUCAGGUUGUAGGAAUUUGGUUUGGAGUUUGGCGGAUGGUUUGCGUAAAGUGCAAGUUAUAUGAAGCUGUAAUUCUCUACUUGCAAAUGGGUGUCCAUGUUUCUUCUGAAAGUACACACAAACGUACCCCAGCAUGGGUGCACCCCAGAUAUGGUGCCCAGGUGUCGGUCAAUGACAGUAAACUGGCCCGAUGUAAAUCAAGAUUCCUAGGUAUUCAAGAAAUCAUUCAAUUUGGAAACUUCUGCAUUGUUCUGAUUGUUACUCUCGUGAUAAAAUAGAUAUGUUAGUUAUCCUUCUUGCAUCUUCUUGCAAGUUUCAAGUGCCACAAAGAUCCAGCAUACAAGCCGUGAUCACCAAUGAGUUGUUACCACUACACAUGCUUGAUCGAUGCCGGAAAACGGCGCAUCUUGGAAUUGCUAGCAAUAUAUGCAUCAUGCAUAUGUAUUGUGCAAUCCAUAAUUUUGACACCCCCUUGUUGCCAUGGAUCAACCAAUCAGGCUCGAGGAUUCAAGUUUGCUUGGAGAUAAAAAUUUUGCUAUAUGCACAGUGUACAUACACACAUUUGCAUGCUAUCUCUGAAUACCACAAUAUUACCCAUGUUCAGCAGGCCACGCAAAAAACCAAAAAGUUACAAUAGUUAAAAAAAGUACAUUUAUAGAGUUGCUCUCCCAUUAAUCAGAAACACUUUUAUUUGACCGAAAUUAAAAAUUAAGACAUCAGAAUUUAAUUUAUGAUCGCAGCAGUCCAUUUGUUUACAUGAUAGUUUAUGAUGAAGCACGAACUGAAAUACAUGUAAAUAGAAUCGUGAAGUUCACAAAAGAUAUAACACGUACUCAGUAUAUCGUUUUACUUGCAGUUACACAGAUUUACUUGAGAAAAAAAAUCAAGAAGUGCCAACUUGGGUCUGGAUACCUCGGUUGGUACCAGUAAAGGUAUCCCACAAAUGACAGUUUCUCGGAGAUCCAUAAUUUGUCAAGAUUUCUUUGUUCGUAUGUGUUGGUUGUGUAAUUUUUGUAAUUUUGAGAAAUUGAUGUAUUUGGUUUAUAGGUGAUACCUCAGAAAUGUCCUAAAAAUGCUUUUAUGUUGGGGGUGGGGGGGGGGGGGGGAUAUUCCCCGCCCCCAUGUGUAGCUUUUGAGCCAUUUUUCUGUUUGUAAACUAUAGUAUUCAAAACGGAUCUUUGAGAAAUAAGGCAAUCUUUAUUAAUGUAAUGACCAUUGGCCACAGAUUUUUUGCCUACACACAUGUUAUUUACCAGGUUGUGAUUGGUUAGUCAAGCUGAGUUCAAAGGUCAAAUAGGUUCUGAUUUUUCUGCAGUUAAUCAGUUUUGUAUAUUUUUAUCAGAUACUGAGAAUAGGAAAAACCUUUCCCCUUUUGAUAUUUUCUUGGCUAUCAUCAUAAUUUACAUAUAAGGGGAAGUUGAUGGAAAAUCUAAUUAUGAUAAUUCUCAAAAUAUGUACAAGUUACAAUUUAUUUUACCAAUGUCUAGUUAAAUUUUCAAUUUUUUGGGUGGUGUUUGGCCAAGUUAUUUUACAGUUUGGGUAAUUGUAUUGUCCUGUCCUAUUGUCAUUUAUCCUAAUUAUGUAGCUGUUUCAUUGUUUGUCUGGCCGAAUAGAAAGCAUCAGAAGUUCUGCUUAACCUAUUCCCCUCAGUCUGCUUACCAUAUUCCCUUCAGUCUGCUUACCAUAUUCCCUUCAGUCUGUUUACCAUAUUCCCUUCAGUCUGCUUACCAUAUUCCCUUCAGUCUGCUUACCAUAUUCCCUUUAGUCUGCUUAACAUGUUCCCUUCAGUCUGCUUACCAUAUUCUAUAAACAUAUUCUCUUCAGUUUGCGUAACAUAUUCCCUUCAAUCACAUUUUGAAUACUCCAGAUAAUGUCCUGUUCAACUUAAUGUUAAAUGUACGGCAACGCUAGUAUAUAAAGCUUAGCAACAACAAAAUUGCUCAUUUUGCAAUGAAACGAAAAAAAAAAAUUCAAGCUACGUUUAGAAAGCCAGAGUUGAUGACAAACAUGAUGUAUGAAAAGGCCAACUGUAGUAUUGUAUAGAAAUUGUGUACAAAAACAAAUCUCUUUGUUUAUUAAAGGUAAUUUGGCAUAAAUUGUCUCAGAUGGAAAUCAUCACCCAGUCGACAAGAUGUAUGAAUUGUUUUGUAAAUAUUUAAAUUUAGCCCAUGUGAUUGUAUUAAUAAUGUACUGAUACAUGAAUGGAUGUGUAUGCUACAUGUACAUGAAUGAAAGGUCCUAUAUUUUGUGAAAAUGAUUUUUGUUAAAAAAUAUCAUUUUAAUAGUUUUUAGUUUUUCAGAUUAAAUUGAAAUACCCCAAAAAUAAGUCCUUUUUUUUUUGCAUUUUUUUCAUUUCAAGAUAUUCAAUAAAUGCUUGUAAAUAUCCAUGUAUAUGCACCACGUGUGAAAAAAGUAAAAUUAUAAUGGAGUUUCAAUUAA